AUUUCACAAAGCAGGAAACUCUGGCUCACGGGGGGCCUGGCCCCGGCCCUUCGGCCCCCAGGUGCGUGGAGCCAGAGUCCCAGCUCCCGCAGCUUCUGUACCGGGACCCCGCCCCCCCCUCCAGCUCAGCAGGAGCCCCCAGGAAGCGGCCCCUCCAGGGGGCCAGGAGUCAGCCCACCCCUGGAGGGUCAUGCCUGGAAGGUGACACCAGGCCUUCUGGAGGACUGCGGGGAGGCCUGGCCGCCACGCUGCCACCACAACUCAGCCGUGCCUGGGGGUGCCAGCAUGCCCAGGGUUUAGGCGACUGAGCGCAGUGGGUCAGGAGGUAGAGAAAAACCCCGGGGCUGAGGCUCGGGACCCCGCAGGAAGGGAGCUGGCGGCACCGCCCGGAUGCCCACCCAGCCACAGCCCCUUCCCGGAGCUGUUGCUCAACGUGGCAGGUGGCCGCCCUCGCGGUUCAACCAGUAAGGCCACCCGGUGGGGCAGCGGCCCGGGGGUCGUGCAGCCCUCAGCCAGCCCUGGGGCCCCGGAGGCACUGUCCUCUGACGGCCUGCGCUCUGCCCUGCGGCCUGCAGCCCUUCCGAACUGGCUGUCGGGGGCUCAGAGCCCCGGGGGCAUGCGUGUCCUGGGGGAGAGGCUGCUUCCAGGAAGGGAGAGGCCGAGGCAGCUGGGGCGUGGGGUUGGGGGCGGCAGUGCCUCCCCAGCCCACGCGGCAGUCCUCUUGAGGCCGAAGUGGACUGGCUGGUGGCUUGGCCUCCUCCAGCCCUGGAGAGCCUUGGUGCACACUCCCACUGCCUACGGGCGGGGCCAGGCCCGCAGGGCUGGGCAGCAGGGCUCCGAGCAGCUUUCCUUGGGAGCGGGCAGCUUCCACUUCCCUGUCCCCGCCUCCCGGGGCUGCCCUGCUUGGGCAAAUCGGAAGGCAGCGCGGGGAUGGUCCCUGUGGGAGGACAGCUGGGCCUCUGUGGGGUUAACCAGACUGUCAGGAAGUGCAGGGCUCUCUUCCCGGCUCCGCCCUCCCUCCUCUCAUUGAAUCUGGCGGCCCAGACUGUGCAGGAGCACUCCGAGCCGCCCGCCCGCCAUGUCCGACUACGAGAACGAGGACGAGUGCUGGAGCGCCCUGGAGGGCUUCCGGGUGAAGCUUAUCUCUGUCAUCGACCCCGCCCGCAUCACGCCCUACCUGCGCCAGUGCAAGGUCCUGAACCCCGACGACGAGGAGCAGGUGCUCAGCGACCCCAACCUGGUCACCCGCAAGCGGAAAGUGGGUGUGCUCCUGGACAUCCUGCAGCGGACCGGCCACAAAGGCUACGUGGCCUUCCUCGAGAGCCUGGAGCUCUACUACCCGCAGCUCUACAGGAAGGUCACGGGCAAGGAGCCCACCCGCGUCUUCUCCAUGAUCAUUGACGCGUCCGGGGAGUCGGGCCUGACGCAGCUGCUGAUGAGCGAGGUGACGAAGCUGCAGAAGAAGGUGCAGGACCUGACGGCGCUGCUGGGCUCCAAGGACGACCUCAUCAAGGAGCUGCGGGUGAAGGACAGCCUGCUGCGCAAGCACCAGGAACGUGUGCAGCGCCUCAAGGAGGCCUGCGCGGCGGGCGGCCGCGAGCUCCAGCGCUGCAAGGACGAGAACUACGACCUGGCCCUGCGCCUGGCCCGCCAGAGCGAGGAGCGGGGCGCCGCGCUCAUGCGCAACCGAGACCUGCAGCUGGAGGUCGACCGGCUCCAGCACAGCCUCAUGAAGGCGGAGGACGACUGCUCCGUGGAGCGCAAGCACACGCUGAAGCUGCGGCACGCCAUGGAGCAGCGGCCCAGCCAGGAGCUGCUGUGGGAGCUGCAGCAGGAGAAGGCGCUGCUGCAGGCGCGGCUGCAGGGGCUGGAGGCCUGUGUCCAGGAGGGGAAGCCGGACCAGAGCAGCCCCUACAUCCAGGUGCUGGAGGAGGACUGGCGGCAGGCGCAGCGGGACCUCCAGGAGCAGACCGCCACCAUCUUCUCCCUGCGCAAGGACCUGCGCCAGGCUGAGGCUCUGCGCGCCCGGUGCACGGAGGAGAAGGAGAUGUUCGAGCUGCAGUGCCUGGCCCUGCGGAAGGACUCCAAGAUGUACAAGGACCGCAUCGAGGCCAUCCUGCAGCAGAUGGAGGAGGUCGCCGUCGAGAGGGACCAGGCCAUUGUGGCGCGGGAGGAGCUGCACGCACAGCACGCCCGCAGCCUGCAGGACAAGGACGCACUGAGGAAGCAGGUCCGCGAGCUGAGCGAGAAGGCAGAUGAGCUGCAGCUACAGCUGUUCCAGCGCGAGGGUCAGCUGCUGGCCGUGGAGAGCAGGCUGCGGCGGCAGCAGCUGGAGACCUCCGUCCUGAGCUCCGACCUGGAGGACAGCUCACCCAGAAACUCCCAGGAGCUCUUGCUCCCCCAGGACCUGGAGGAGGAUGCCCAGCUCGCAGACAAAGGCGGCCCGGCCAUCGGGGAGAGUCCGGAGCAGCCCUUUGUGGCUCUGCAGAAGGAGCGGCUUUCACUGACCCCCGACGACGCCGCCCCGAGGCGCGGGGAGCCCCCCGAGAAGGAGAAGGGGCGGAGGCGCCUCAAGGAGAGCUUCGAGAACUACCGCAGGAAGCGGGCGCUCAGGAAGAUGGCCCACGGCGCGCGGCAGGGGGAGGCGGGCUGCGAGAACACCACGGGCAGCGACAACACCGACACCGAGGGCUCCUAGCUGGCGCCUCCGGGCGGCCGCCGCCUGGCCGGCGAGCGCGGGCGGGUCCUUGCUCUGUGUGGCGCGCGCGUGCUGUGUUAAAAGGGCAGCCCCGUCAAUAAACGACCGCGGUGCGGACGCCGCCGCCUCCGACGCUCUCGCUCCCGCGCGCGCCUUCCGGCCCCGCGCCGGCCAGCGCGCACCUCCGGCCGCGAGGGGGCGGCAGAGCCCCGCCCGCCCGCCGGCGACGGCAGCCGAGGAGGCCGCUUCCGCCGCGUGCCCGCUUCCAAGAUGGCGGCGGCGCG
Messenger RNA from Hippopotamus amphibius kiboko, 2982 nucleotides. RefSeq names its product caspase recruitment domain family member 9 (gene CARD9). The coding region runs from base 1079 to 2698 and encodes 539 amino acids. Gene Ontology annotation, biological process: regulation of apoptotic process; positive regulation of canonical NF-kappaB signal transduction. The record is from RefSeq and is a predicted model, not a curated record. The transcript is spliced from 13 exons. NCBI's taxonomy places the organism in Eukaryota, Metazoa, Chordata, Mammalia, Artiodactyla, Hippopotamidae.